AUGGCGGACACCCUGGCGAUACAGCAGACAGCCCACGUGAUUGACCGCGCCGGAAAGCUGGCCUUCCAUUCCAAACGCCAGCACUUGACCCCCAUGGAUGUGGUGGCAGCCAGCGGGGAGCAGGGGUAUGGCGGUGCAGCGCUCCCACAGCUGCUGCACGUGCCUGACGCCGACCUGCUGUACCGGUUCGAGGCCGAUCUGAGCGCCUCCGAGACGGUACGUGCCCAACAGCUGCCCGCUGCACCACUCGAGCUGUACUACAGCAUGGUGCGGCGGGCGUUGCAACACAAGGCGGGUGGAGCUGGAGAAGGGCCGCUGACAGUGCGAGCGGUGACAGCCAGCCUGGCGACCGACCCAGGCUUGCAGCCUGUGCUACCGUACCUGGUGCCACUGCUGGCCGAUGAGGUGGGCAGGAACCUUAAGGAUGUCCAGCAGCUGCGAGUCGUCCUGAGGUGA
Chlorella variabilis is the source of this 456-nucleotide messenger RNA. RefSeq lists its product as hypothetical. The coding region runs from base 1 to 456 and encodes 151 amino acids. NCBI's taxonomy places the organism in Eukaryota, Viridiplantae, Chlorophyta, Trebouxiophyceae, Chlorellales, Chlorellaceae. Gene Ontology annotation, biological process: transcription initiation at RNA polymerase II promoter. The transcript has 4 exons. The record is from RefSeq and is a predicted model, not a curated record.